GAUCGAGAUUUCUUUUCUUAUCCGCGAGGGUCAAAGUACAUGCAGGGUACAUUGUCAACCAAGCCGAAAUGACUGAAUUUGGAGACAAGGCAGUCUAGAUACCGGACUAUAAAUUCGACUAUAACUUUACGGUUGUUGUGGUUCUUAGACAUCAUUGUACUCUGGCUUUGUAUAUUAAGUAUUGUAUAUUCUUAUGUGCUUAAAAAAUACGUAAAUAUUUCUGUUAGUUUUCGACAAUGUAUCAUUAGUUAUGUUGUAUUUUUGACACGUAAAUUUGUUCAGCAACUUGCUAAGCCUCCAAUGAUCGUCAUCAGAAGGGAGGCUAGCGCUGCGAUAGGCGUUGAUCUCUCGGUUCAACUGACGGACUUUGUGGGUAAAGUAGAGGCUCGACAUAUAUUUGAAUGGAAAUGUUUUCUACUUUUAUUACUAGGCCUUUGCCUAUGACAUACACGUUAUCAAUACGCAGUUGUCAUUUAAAUUGAGAUUAUAAAUAGGAAGAUAAAAAUACCGAAUUUAUGAAUGAAGAUAACAACGUUUGAAUGCCCUGUGUCUGUUUUGAAGUCAAAACAUAAUAACGUCAUGGAUCAACCAUGGGAUCAGCCAAGAUCUUUUCUAGGGAACGGGGUGCAGAGAGAAGAAGGUACAAGCCUUCUCUGUACAGCUAUGUACGAUUAUGAUGCAUCAAAUGACGAUGAAAUCUCACUCCGUCAAGGUGACCUUGUGGAAAUUAUAUCUCAAGAUCAUUCGGUAUCAGGUGAUGAUGGAUGGUGGACUGGAACGGUAAAAGAUAAAGUGGGAAUCUUCCCUAGCAACUACGUAAGUCAGCCACAUGUUUUACUACGCAACCAACAAAAUGUUACUCUUCAAGAAAUAGAUUUUAAGGAGUUAAUUUUAUCCGAAGUAAUCGGUGUAGGUGGAUUUGGUAAAGUAUAUCGAGGCUUAUGGAAGAAUGAGGAGGUGGCGGUGAAGGCGGCAAAGUAUGAUCCUGAUGAAGAUAUAUUUGAAACUAUAUCGAACGUUAGGCAGGAAGCAAGACUUUUUAGUUUACUGUCGCAUCAAAAUAUAAUUUCGUUGAAAGGAAUUUGUUCCAAAGAACCAUGUGUUUGCUUGGUUUUGGAUUAUGCAAGGGGCGGUGCUUUAAAUAGGGCAUUAACUGGUAGACAGAUUCCACCAGAGGUUUUAGUUGAUUGGGCAAAGCAAAUUGCCGUAGGAAUGAAUUAUCUUCAUAAUGAAGCAGUUGUACCACUUAUUCAUAGAGAUUUAAAAUCCAGCAAUGUAUUGAUCAGUGAAAAAAUAGACAAUAAUGAUUUAUAUGGUAAAACGCUGAAGAUCACAGAUUUAGGCCUUGCACGUGAAAUGUACAAGACGACAAGAAUGAGUGCGGCUGGUACGUAUGCAUGGAUGGCGCCAGAGGUCAUCAAAUCCUCAACCUAUUCCAAGAGCAGUGAUGUGUGGAGCUACGGUGUUCUUUUGUGGGAAAUACUCACCGGCGAAACACCUUAUAAGGGAAUUGAUGGUUUAGCAGUGGCUUACGGAGUUGCCGUUAACAAAUUGACACUACCCAUUCCAACAACAUGUCCAGAUGAAUUUGCACAACUAAUGGAAGAUUGCUGGCAUGAAGAUCCACAUCAGAGGGCGACAUUCCCUGAAAUACUUGACCGUCUUCACAAUGCAUCGGAGUCCUCGUUUAUGGACACGCCACAAAAUUCAUUCCAUUUACUCCAGCAAGACUGGAAGCAGGAGAUUAAGGAGAUGUUCAGUCUCAUCCGCUCAAAAGAAAAAGAAUUGAGAAGCCGGGAAGAGGACCUUCGGAGAGCAUCAUUACACCAACAAGAACAGGAAAUGGUGCUUAAGAAACGAGAGCAGGAGCUAGCCCAACGUGAGAUUGAUCUGUUAGAGAGGGAGUUACACAUUGUAUUCCAACAACAGAGUGAAAACAAACCACAACCGAAGAAAAGGAAGCGACGUCCUCGAAUGAAAGAUAAAAAGCACAACCGAAUUAGUAUGCCCUCUGAUUUUCAACACAAAAUAUCUGUGCAAGCAACGUUAAGUUAUAACAAGAAUGACCCAAGGUCACCCACUAGUCCAGAAAGUCCUCCAAAUAGUCCUAUACCCAGGUUACGAGUAGUUCUUGCAUUACCGAAGAAGCCAAAAGGUAAAACCUGGGGACCAAGUUCAGUACAUCAAAAAGACAGGCACAAAGGGAUCAAGAACAAAGCCAGGUCACUAUCAGUCGCUACGGGCAACAAAUUCAGUAGUACACCAAACUUAAUCAAGCCUAUACAUACGCACUGGCCAGGAAACUCAAAUCUAGCAAGAGACAGAGACCAUUCUUUUGGUGAAGACGGUUGGCCAGAGGAACUCUUUGCCCCCAAACCACAUUGGAAGGACGUUCAAAAAGAGCCAGACUCAGAAGAAAGUAACGAACAUUCAAAACUUUCGAGCAGAAACUCGAGCCCUAAUGAGAGUCGUAAAAGGACUAAUAUAGGUCUAUAUGGUGCAGCCGCAAUUCUUUCUUCGGUUGCGUUAGGCUUUGACAUCCGGCGGACAAAUUUAUCAAUAUAUCAGUCUGGAAUGCUGGAACAAAUGAAAGACAAUAACGGAAGUCUACGGGCUCGGCAUUUAAGUGAGUCCUCCGAUCCAGGUCCAUAUCAAGAAUACGAUGAUGAUGAGUCGGACUAUACGUCAGAUUUUUCAGUAGCUUCCACCAUACGGCUUAUCCCAACCUCUGACCAUUCUUCCGGUAGGAGUACACCUCAUAGGCAGGAUUCAUAUCCUGGGUUUGAUUCAUCUCAUUCCAAGAAUAAACCCAUUCGAUAUUCGAUGGGAGAUUUUACGAUUGGUGAGCCAAGCCAUUCGACGCCGCGCGAAAUCAAUCGGUAUUCAAUGAGCGAUGCUACGCUUCUGCAACAGGAGCAGAAUGUUAAGAAAACGCAUAGGAGGACUGCAUCCGCGGAUGAUAACUUAAACACAAUUACUCCGACAUACAGGAGAACGUCAUCCAAUGACUCCAUACUGACCACUAAAAAUGACCCUUGGACAAAUAAUCACCCAGAGCUGACAAGACUUCCCACCCCUCCUCAACCACCCCCUAGGAGGACAAGUUUUGGUAUGGAUGGACAAGCCGAGAGGCCAAAGACAUUGGAUAUCUCAUCUCGCCCACGCCCUUCUAAAGGUCUCUACCAUUCACCAGGGCCACAUCCGAAUGCUAUAGGAUUUGCGGAUUCAUUUACGCCCACCCAUACCCACAACCAAUCCCGAAACAACAGUUGUAGUACACCAUCUUCCAGCCAAACUUCCUUCUCACCCGAGACUCAGACGAUGACGAACAAGACCACGCUACUAGACGCUGAUGUCGAGGGCCAGUGGAAGGACAACACAAAACCAAUGUUACAGCCGCGACCUAGGCAGCUGUCCAUAUCCGAAUUAGAGAGUGAAUUUGUAUGAUGCAACAGUCAAAUGCACUAUGACUAUGGGAUAUAUGAUGCACAGGUAAAAUGCAUGAUGGGAUAGUUAUGACUUCCUGAGAUUCAGUACAGUACUGGAAGAAUUUACAGAAAAUAUUGUUAAUUCGAGAAGUUGUUUACAUUUUAUCAAGGUUUAUACAUUGAAUCUUUAUACUAGCAGCCGUUGUGAAAAACUAAUAAUGUUUAUAAAUUAUAAAUGUAUUUAAUCUUUAAAUAGAAAAUAGACUGAGGCUUAAUAAAAUCAAACCCAGUUGAUCAUGUCUAAUAGAAUAUUUUAAAAAACUAUGAAUCGAUGAAAAUUAGUUGUUGCUAUUACAGCAUAAUUCCAUAAUUUAAGGCCAAAUUUUUAAAAAGAAGUUAAUCAUUUACAGUUUUCUAAAGAGGUUGAUAAGAUAAUUUUUUAUUUGGCCACACAAUAAAUUUUAUAUGUACAAUGUUUUGCUCAUAUAUGACGAUGAUAUAUCAUAUCUCACAUAUGAGGCGUGUCAUCUCAAAACCAGUGUACUUUUGCUAUAUGUUGGACUGAGUAAUUAGCAUCAGAAUGUGGCACUGUAUUGUAUACAGUACAGAGAAGUCUUAAUACUUUUAAGUAUUUUUUUUUUAACCCUUAAUACUUUUAGUCACAACUUUGGCAAUGGUAAGUCGAUUCCAGUAAAAUGACACAUCAUUUUAAAGCCUUUAAUGUGGAGAAUAUGAAUAAAUUGGAAAGUCAAUUAUCAUUUGGUGGCCGUUGAUGCUGGUGUUAAGAUGGCAUACCCCAUAUAUGGGCAAAUCACAGGUGAUUGUCUUGAAAAACUUAAUAGUGUGACAAAAAAAUGUGAUAUGGCCAUAUUUGGGUGUAAUAUGACAUCUUUGUGCCCAUAUAUGUCUCAUAAAACUGAAUAGUGUAGACAGGACUCAGUACCUCUUUGCAAUUUGCCGACAUAGGCAUGGAUAGUUAGAAGCCAGAUGGUUUCGGCUGAUCUUGGCAUUAUGUUGUAGAUAAGCAUUAUAUUUAUUCCUAAAAGCCAUUGACAUAAGUUUGAGCAAUAGCGAAACCUGCCUUGGUUAAUAUGCCAAAACUACUACAUACCUAUACUUAAAUAUCAUGCAUUGGUUGCCCGAUUCUUGAUUUGUGGAUUGUAGAUAAUCUAUCAAUAAUCGCUUACUAUCAUGUUUAAUAAAGAAAAAUGUAAGAUUACAAGGUAAUCUUCUAGCUAGUUUGCGGUAUUUGUAAAGAUAAUGCUUGUAAUUAUGAUUUUGAUAAGCUUGAACAUUCUUUUACUUUGGAUACCCAACAUAACAUUUGUAGUCUCUGCCUAAUAUUUCCUUUACUUUUUACUUUAGUUUUUUCCCAUUAAAAGGUUAUCACAACCUUCAAGUCUUGGCCAACAUUAUUACUGCACAUAGGGGAUUUUUUUUUCCUCAGCUGCCAGCCUUGCAUGACAACUCAUAGAAACCACUUGUUGUGUUUUAUGUUUUCACCCUGUGGGACCAAUGGACCUUUCCGCCAUGUCAAUCAAACUUAACAACUGACCAAUCAGAACAGAGCUGAAAAAUAUGGGGCAUGUCCUGCAAGCACAUGUUUUAUGAAUUUACGCUGUCAUAUGGGACCUUAGCAAAAAUAUCCAUGGGCCGGGACUUACCCGAAAGGUCCAUUCCGUACUUUAUAUCUCUUGUGGUUGAGAUUUGCCCAAUUUAAAUGCACGUCCUUACCCGAUGCUACCAGCUACCUGAUGUAUUCGCAAUGCAACAUUUUAAGUUUGAUGGAUUAGCCAAUGAGAACAGAGAUCUUAUUUACAUAAUAAGGGUAACAGGGCACUUUCCUCACGGUGUGUGUCUGAUAUUUGAAGUUGAGAGUUAAAAAUCUUGCAAGAAAGCAGCUGAGCUGAAAUCACUUUCAUGUUCUGUAGGCUUAAUGCAGUCAAUUUAUCACAUUUGAAAAAUAGCAAUAAUAAAUGAUACUAAUAAAAUUCAUAUGCUUUGAUAACUCAGAACAAUCAAAUUAAUUGACAAAUAAGCAAAUACUUCAUGGCUUUUAUGAAGUAGAAAAUAUUGUAAGUCGUAUUUGUAUGUUACAUAUUUAUAUCAUAUCAUUAUUUAUAUCAGUGUAACAUGUAAUUUGAUACGAUAUGCAGUUAUUUACUGUUUAUCCUUUGGAAUUACCUGUCUAUAAAAUCCCCAAUGUAGGAAAAAAAACAAUUUGCAGUGUGUAUAAAUGUUAAUGUACAUGCAUUCCCAGCCAAUUACAAAAAAGCAAGCUCAGGAUGUUGAAUUUUUUUAGCACACUGAAUGAUGAAUGUUAGCAAAAUAGUCUUUCUUGUGUCAGCUUAUGACAGAACUACAAGUGUUGAAACCCUUGGUUGUGGGAGAUUUAAGUUAUGAACAGUAAGUUUGAGGAAGACCAUUUUAGUAGUGUUAUAAACCAACCUCAAUUGCCACAAAAUUGCACCAUUCUUUUGCACCACUGUCAUCUCUUUUUUACAACAUAAAUUAAAUAUUAUACAUAUCUUUUAUUGCUAAUGUUUAAACAUUUAUAUGUAUGUGUUGGUCAUUUACAUAUGCUGUCUAAAAUCUAAUAACUGUAAAUUGUAGAUGCUAUCUAUCUGAUCAUAAAAAUGGUUUUUCAAAUUAUUUUCCAAUAUUGAAUCUUCAUUGGUAUAAAUGUAGCCCUGGUAAAAGCAUGCUCAUUCCUGCAUUUGAAUGGUGGUACCUGUUGUGUUUUAGGCCUAGAAUCAGUCCAGCUAGUCAGUUAUACAGUAGGCCAUGGGUUUUUUCCAGUAUAAGGGAUAGUCACUAGUCUUGAGAUGGUCCAGCUUAGAUACGUAUUUGAACUUUAACUUUUAAACUGCAUAUUUAUAACACAUGGCAGAAUAGCAAAAUUUAUUUGUUUUAAUCUUUAAAACUAAUUGCUUUUGUACAAACCAUUUUAAAGACUUUUUUGUUGCCUAAUUUAGCAUCAGGUCUACCGUAUUUACCAAGAGACCAUUUCUGAAUGUAAAACUUGGCUAUGUUGAUUAUUUGUAUAUUUUUUUCCUAAUAAUACAAUAUUGAUAUAAGAUUAUUUAUUAGCUUGCUGAAGUCCUCUCUCUAAGCUCGCAUCCCCACUUUUGUGAAAUGUGUUCACAAUAUAAACAGAGCAACUGUCAGAGGUCUCUCCAUCCAUCACUUAAUCAAUCGGUCAAUAAAAUAUCAGAGUUGUGCUAUUAGUUAUUAAUGUAAUAAACAAUUUAAGGUAUCCCAUAUCAAAAUAUGUGGCAUAGUGGUAAGGCAUCAGGAUUUUAAUCUGAGCGUGGUGGGCACAACACAUAACACUAGGUAUUCGCUUUCCCCUCUAACAUUGUCCUCAGGUUCUGCCUUUUGGUUUGCAUGCAGGAUAUAAUUAUUCAUUGUUUUCAAUCAGUUGAUCAUAUACACAAGUAAAUGUGAUGAUUUCCAGAGUAUGAAGAAAGAAUUCAUAUCAAAAAGUAGAGCAAUGCAUAAUCAUAGCAACAAUCCGUAAAUUAGGUGGCUUAAGUUUGGGCCAUGCAUGUCACCCUAGAUGGUGUGUGUGAUAGUAGUUAAUACCUUGAAUAUUAUGAAGUUAAGUUAUUAGCCAAAGAUAAGUAUGUAGUUAAAUAAUCAACCAUGUUCCACCUAAUAUCUUCUAGAAUUUAAUUUAUUCAUGCUGAUGUUAAAUUAAUAAAUAAAUAAAAUUGUCUAUAUACAAAUAGAUUAAACACUGUCAUUAAAUAAUACCUUGUGUUCUUUAAUGUAGCUGUAAAAUGAUCAAGCAUGCUGAAAGGUUUUCCUUAGGAUUGUUAGUAAUUAUGAUUAUUUAAAUUUAAUACAGUAAUAUUAAAAUAUUAUAUAAUAUACAGAAUGCGGGAAUUUUAAAAGUAACAUUGCCAUUUGUUUUUGUAACAUUCCCCCGCAAUUUAGUAUGUUAUAAUGCUCAGAGGGUCCUUUUAUUAAAUGAUGGCAAAUUUGCUGGUUCAUGGCCAAUCAAAGAGGUAGAUAAUUCAAGAUGUUAGUAUUUAUAUCAAGGAUGAAUGUAACCUCACUGAAAUCAUCUAAUGAAUGCCUGAGUCUACCAGUUAGGAAAAAUAAGUAAUUUGAAUUGAUUUUGCUAAACAAUUUAUUUAGCUAAACAUUUAAUAUUACUAUUAGCCAAUUAUAUGUUUGGAGUCUGAGGAUGUUUGUAUUUCAGACAACACAUUGGAAUAAUGCAGGCUCAUCAUGAUUAUAUAGAAUAUAAUUUUUCUUAUUUAAUUUGAAAAUUAAUAUAGGCUACAAAACCAUAAUUGCAUUUACAUAUAACUACAACACUUGUGUUGCAUCAUGACUGAUGGUGUAUUUGUCUUUCAAGUUAAGUUAGCAUCUAUUUGACCACAUUCCAAAGGUACAUCAUCAUCUUACCAAGAUGAGUUUUAAUAAAUUGAGAACUUAGUACGGACUUAUCCCAAAUGAUUGUAGGUUGUAAAAGCAAAAUAGAGAAUUUGUAGAUUUUUUUUCCUUGCUUAUGUGUACUUUCAGUUUUGCCUUACAGGUGGGGAUUCCUUAAGUAAUAACAAUGACAUCAUCUUAUGGGUUGGGGAUUCCCUGAUAAAAGUUCAUUUGCUUUACAAAUUCAAUUAGCCUAAAUAAUUCACAUGAAUUGGAAAGACAUCUGGGUACUUAUAUUUCAUUUGUAUUUUCGGUUGUCAGUAAAUUCAGUUAAAAUGAAUUUGGAAUCAAAUAGCUAGGCCUCAUGUUUAUAUUUAAAAAAUAUGAAAUAGAAAUGAUCCUGAAAGUAAAAUUUAUAAUGUAAUUAAUUUUAAUAUCAAUAUUGACAUUAAUAUCAAUAUUGACAUUAAUAUCAAUUUGCUCUCAAUCUACCACAAAUUAGACAAACUGUAAGUUGGUUGAUGCAACUUCCAUUGAUCAUGUCUUUCAAUUAAUAGCUCAUGAUAAAUUAUGGUACAACAGAAUAUGCACUUGUUAAUGGUACAGUGGUACAGUAUUCUCUUCAUCACAGCCAAUCAUGUAAUAGAUACCUCAGGAUGAUACGUCACUCUUAUUAUGCAUAGAAGGAAUAAUGCAAUUGUCUUAUUAAAUAUUAUAUCAACUUGAAAUCAUCCAAUGUAAGAACUCACUGUGACUUCUUUGGUUAAUUAUUAGGGCGCCAGAGCAAUAGAUUAAAGUCUUUGGUUCGAAUCCCUAGGAAUUCAAAUUUAUUUACUUAAUUUUCCUUUGUUAAAACUUGCUAACUCAUUGUAACACUUCAAUAACAGGGGGAAAAAACAAUAUAAAUUUAAAGUAAUGAUUUUAAAAAAAUUAGACGAAAUACAGUAUGUGUUUGGUUCCUCAUUUUCCAGGAUUUCUAUCUAUUUAGAGCCUACAUCAACUUAUUUAUUAGCUUAAAUGUGUAACUGCGUGGUGGUAAGCUCUUUCUGGUUGUAUAUCCCAAGUCCAACAUAUCUAUGUCAAAAAAACAAUCAUACAUUUUUAGAAAAUUUAGAGUUUAUUUUUGGUUGCAAUUCUAAAUAUUCUGAGUAAGAAAUAUGACUAUGAUAAAAAUUGUAUUUUUAUUGUAUUUAAAAUGUUGAAGGACUAAAUUUAUCUUUAUUAUUAAUAAUGUAUUAAUAAUAAUAUUAAUAUCAAUCAAUGUAUUUGCUGGUAAUUUUUCUAGCUGUAGCUUUAAUAACUCAAAUGGUAUGACACUCGCUUAGUUAGUGAAAGUUUGCAGAUUCAAAUUCUGCCGAACAUACUAGUUUCAUACAACUAAAAAAAGGGCUAUUGUAUGCGUCAUAUGAUUGUAACACUAUGUCCCUAUUUGAGCUCUGUUUUUAUUUUUUUAUUUAUAUUACGUUUACAGUGCUAUGCAGCAAACCUAAUUUGAAUAUUACUAAUUUGAAUGUUAUUUACAUGGUCGAUAUAAACAUUUUCUUCUGGACAAUAUUUUGUGACAGUAACCCUGGCGUUUACAAAAAGCUGAUUAUUGGGGAAGUGGGGUUCUUUCAUGAAUACAAUGAAAAUGUAAAAACUAGUGUACAAACAUCUAUUUUAAAUUCUGUCCACACUACUGUAUAACAUGUUUUGUGACAAAUAUCACAUUUGUUUGUCAGCAGCUGUGUGGACAGCUUUAUAAAUGAUUGAGGAUAUAAAAAAGAGUAAAAUGAGAAUAAUAUAUUAAUUUUGAUUUAUAUUGUUUAUAUUGUCAUUGAGAAGUCGAAAUGUUUUUGUUGUAUUUCGACCAAAAGCAUAAUUAUGUAGCAUGCAGUGUAAUGAUUUGUAUUCUGAUCAAUGUAUGAUUUUAAAAGUUGCUGAUGUUUGAUGUCCACGCUUAAUUUCUUUUAUUGGAAGAUGUACCAAGUUUGUUAAAAAAUUUUAGGCCUAAGCUUUCUCUAAGUCUACUGCAUUUUCGAAAAUAGUGACUUGGAAGAAUGAGUAUAAUAAUAUUAAUAGGACUUAUUAUGUAUGUACAUUGCUAUAUGCAGUUAAAAAAAAUACUUUACAAAUAAACUCUUUUGUUAUAUAUGUUGGAGCCAGAUGAAGGAGAUUGUUUGGUUCCACAGUCGAUGAUUCUUAUGGUUUAAUUUUAAAUCAAGUUGAUAUUCGCAUAGGUCAGACUAUGACGCAUUUAACAUUCCUCUUGUAAAGUAUUUGUAAAUUCUAGAGGGCUAAAUAGUACGCAAAGUUGUUAUUGGGUUUUGUAUUGUUAGUGUGUUUUAUUAUUAUUAUUAUUAAUUAAAAUAUUAGUUAUUUUAAUUAUUGAUAUUAUUUGGAGUCAUAUUGUCAUAUUUUUGGUUCAUUUUUUGUAAAGAUUUGAUUAUUCUGGCAAUGUAUACUAACAAAUACUGUAUAUAAUUUUGUGUUGUAGAUAAUUUGGCCAUGUGAAAUGGUGGUAACUUUAUUCAUUACUAUUUGUAAAAGCCACAUGGGAAUGGGGAAGGAAUUAAAACAUUGUAAUUACAUCAAAAUUUUCUACGAAAAGAAGAA
Messenger RNA from Anneissia japonica, 10406 nucleotides. Its product is annotated as mitogen-activated protein kinase kinase kinase 9-like. The coding region runs from base 520 to 3447 and encodes 975 amino acids. Gene Ontology annotation, biological process: protein phosphorylation. NCBI's taxonomy places the organism in Eukaryota, Metazoa, Echinodermata, Crinoidea, Comatulida, Comatulidae. Gene Ontology annotation, molecular function: ATP binding; JUN kinase kinase kinase activity; protein binding. The record is from RefSeq and is a predicted model, not a curated record. The transcript is spliced from 10 exons.